Molecule: messenger RNA, 654 nt
Organism: Toxotes jaculatrix (banded archerfish)
Lineage: Eukaryota; Metazoa; Chordata; Actinopteri; Toxotidae
Gene: rab32b
Product: RAB32b, member RAS oncogene family
Exons: 3
Coding region: 1-654 (217 amino acids)
Biological process (GO): vesicle-mediated transport
Cellular component (GO): vesicle; Golgi apparatus; trans-Golgi network
Molecular function (GO): GTPase activity; GTP binding
Source: RefSeq, a predicted model, not a curated record
AUGGCGGGAAGUUCAGUGACAGUAUGCUCAGACAGGCUGUUUAAAGUUUUAGUCAUUGGAGAUUUAGGUGUUGGGAAAAGCAGCAUUAUCUUGCGUUAUGUUAACAAACGCUUUGAUGAAAGAUACAAAGCAUCUAUUGGAGUUGACUUUGCUCUAAAAACUGUUGAAUGGGACGCCAGGACAGUGGUUAGACUGCAGCUUUGGGAUAUUGCAGGCCAAGAGAGGUUUAAGAAGAUGUCCAGAGUGUACUACAAAGGGGCGAUGGGAGCAAUAGUGGUCUUUGACCUUACAAACAGCCUCACCUUGGGGGCUGCGUCAGAGUGGAAGCAGGAUCUGGACAGCAAAGUCUGUCUUGACAGUGGAGGUCCAAUCCCUGCUGUCCUGCUGGCCAACAAAUGUGACAUGACAAACAGGGACGCAGACUUGUCCUCUCUGGACAAUUUCUGUGAAGAAAACAGCUUUGUGGGCUGGUUUGAGACUUCUGCAAAGGACAAUAUAAAUAUUGAUGAGGCAGGUGCCUUCCUUGUCAGACAAAUGAUGCUGUGCGACACCGAGCUGUCCAAUGAAGAGCACCGCUGGGACAGGAUCAAAGUGAGCCAGGCUCCCGGGGAGAGCCAGAGCCAGUCAUUGUGCUGCUGGAGACCAAGGCUUUGA